Molecule: messenger RNA, 651 nt
Organism: Exophiala aquamarina CBS 119918
Lineage: Eukaryota; Fungi; Ascomycota; Eurotiomycetes; Chaetothyriales; Herpotrichiellaceae
Exons: 1
Coding region: 1-651 (216 amino acids)
Source: RefSeq, a predicted model, not a curated record
AUGGAUUCCGUAGCGGCCACAGUUAAUGGCACCAACGGCACCACUGGCAAGCAGAUUGCACCAGAUAAGAUAGCACAUUUUGGCCUGCGAACAACACCUGAGAAUUUCGAGAAGAUGGUUGACUGGCACAUCAAGUUCUUCGCUGGGGAGGUGGUCCUCAAAACGGACCAUGCUGCCUUCAUCAGAUUUGACGACGAACAUCAUCGAAUCGUGAUUAUUGCGGAUCGAGGUCACCAGAAACCUCCAGAUAAGCGGGCGGCAUGCGGCAUCUAUCACAUAUCGUUUGCUCUCAAUACGCUCGCAGUGCUAGCCACGAGCUACGAACAGAAGAAGAGUUAUGGAAUUUUGCCCCACUGGCCCGUCAAUCACGGCAUCUCCACUUCACUGUACUAUUUCGACCCAGAUAGGAACGAAUUCGAGUUUCAGGUUGAUAAUUUUGACACCGCGGAGGAGGCUCAUGCCUUCAUGGCUACAGACGAAUUCGCACUGAACCCGAUCGGCGUGGAUUUUGUACCCGAGGACUUUGUCAAGCGAGUAAGGAGUGGGAAAGAAACGGAUGACGAGAUCAAAAAACGGCCAAUCAUCGGCAAGAGGGCAAGUAGAUGGGAAAAUUCACUGUUUUUCACGGAGGAUAAUAAGUGGGAUAAUUAG